AUGGCCAACAGUAAUGACCAGAGGAAGAAACCGCGCUCCUUUCGGGACCCAACCAAUCAAUCACUCACCCUACCCUGCUGCACAGUAUGCCUCAGUCGCGCAUCCCACUACAUCGUCGAAUGCAACGCCUCUCGUACUUGGGAUAACCUCUUUGACACUUUCUCACAAUGCAUCCAGAAAGGACUAUGGGCCAAAGAUGGCCGCCAGCUCUGCACCGCAUGGCAACGCGAUGACAGCUGCUCGAUCACCCAGCAUAACAACGUACAUAUCUGCUCGGGCUGCGGCUCUACCGAGCAUGGAGCCCAGCAAUGUGCUAGAGCGCAGAAGGCUUAA
Suillus paluster is the source of this 333-nucleotide messenger RNA. RefSeq lists its product as uncharacterized. NCBI's taxonomy places the organism in Eukaryota, Fungi, Basidiomycota, Agaricomycetes, Boletales, Suillaceae. The record is from RefSeq and is a predicted model, not a curated record. Bases 1 to 333 code for a protein of 110 amino acids. The transcript has a single exon.